AUGAGGUCUCCAACCGCCGUCGCUGGCUCCGCCGCAGAUUUUUCUGACGCUCUGCCCUCCCCGACCUCCCCUGCAGCGGUCCCAUGCCAUUCCAGCCCCGGCCGCCACUACUACCUCGCCGUCGACCGCACCCAGUUCAAGAUGAGGACACUCUUGGAGCUCCUGGGGGUUGUCGCGGAUCGCCGCGGUGGGCUGCCGAUUGCAACAUGUGUUUCCUCCCGUGAUGAGCUUGAUGCCGUCUAUGCUGCCGUCGCCAACCUCUCCUUUGUGUCAAUGUCACCGCUGUAUAGUGAUCAAGCUGAAGCAGAGCGUGCAUCUGUUCUUGAGAAGUUUCGUCAAGAAACAAUCCAGUGGAAUCAAACUACUAAAGCUACCAAUAUUGCUGAAAGUUCUAGGCUUGAAAGUACUGGCUCAAAACUAAGCAUUGUAGUCGCAACAGAUGCUUGCUUGCCUCAGGCAGCGAUGGCAGAGGCACCCCUUAUGGCACGGGUGCUGAUAAACUAUGAGCUUCCCACAAAGAAGGAAGCUUACUUAAGACGCAUGUCAACAUGUUUGGCAGCAGAUGGAAUUGUGAUUAACAUGGUCGUUGGUGGCGAGGUGGCUACACUCAAGGCUUUAGAAGAGAACAGUGGUCUGCUCAUUGCCGAGAUGCCAAUACAUGUUUCAGAGAUAUUAUGA
Molecule: messenger RNA, 678 nt
Organism: Miscanthus lutarioriparius
Lineage: Eukaryota; Viridiplantae; Streptophyta; Magnoliopsida; Poales; Poaceae
Source: the annotation of a GenBank genome assembly